This is a messenger RNA of Aureobasidium subglaciale EXF-2481, 404 nucleotides long. RefSeq lists its product as uncharacterized. Gene Ontology annotation, molecular function: protein binding. The coding region runs from base 85 to 321 and encodes 78 amino acids. The record is from RefSeq and is a predicted model, not a curated record. NCBI's taxonomy places the organism in Eukaryota, Fungi, Ascomycota, Dothideomycetes, Dothideales, Saccotheciaceae. The transcript has a single exon.
GCACUUUAUUGCAUAGCAUACAGCCCUUCCACAUGGAUUUCCUCCUCUUCCUUCCCUAACUGCUCAGCUUGAUUCGAAUCGAUAAUGACAUCUCUGCUAAGGUUCCCUAACGAGCUGAUGCUAAGCAUAUUCAAGAAUUUGACGACCAUCGCAGGGCUGUUAGCGCUAUCUGCAACUAGUCAUGAUAUGCGAUCCCUCUUCAUCAACAAUGCCUCCACUACAGUACCAGCAGUCUGCGAGCAUGACAAAUUGCUGUCCGCAGCCAAAGCUCUAGUUGAUACCAUCUCUAAGAUUGCCAGCCCCCCCAACCCAUAUUUGUGACUGCGCAGCAAAAGAUGAAGACCAUCACUUCCACAAGGAAGUAGCCGUUUAUCGAUACCUCAAAUAUGCUUCAGCUCCAUGUC